Haliotis rufescens (red abalone) is the source of this 3441-nucleotide messenger RNA. RefSeq names its product receptor-type tyrosine-protein phosphatase alpha-like. The record is from RefSeq and is a predicted model, not a curated record. Bases 24 to 2510 code for a protein of 828 amino acids. NCBI's taxonomy places the organism in Eukaryota, Metazoa, Mollusca, Gastropoda, Lepetellida, Haliotidae. The transcript has 22 exons. Gene Ontology annotation, molecular function: protein tyrosine phosphatase activity. Gene Ontology annotation, biological process: protein dephosphorylation.
CAUUAAACAGCACUUUAUGUCUCAUGAAACAUCGAUUUGUCGUUUUCAUGUCAAUCUCCAUGUGUACUACAGAAUGUGACACAGGGAACUAUGGAAUAAACUGUAACAAAGCCUGUGCGGAACGAAAGUGUGUAGCUGGCACCACACCAUGUGAUCGUCAUACCGGGUCAUGUGUCGCUGGAUGCCUUCCUGGGUGGAGAGACAGUGACUGCACCCGAGAAUGUAGCCAAGAUACUUACGGAGACGCAUGCGCGAACAAAUGUCAGGAAAGAAACUGUCAAGGAACUUCGCAAUGUCAUCACGUGACUGGGAAGUGUGAACCCGGAUGUAAGGCCGGAUGGACGGGAGAAGACUGCAGCAGAGAAUGCAACGUCAGCCACUAUGGUGUCGACUGUAAGAAAACAUGUAUCGGGAGGAAGUGUGCUGCCACUAACUCAUCAUGUGACCGCUACAACGGGUCAUGUGACGGUGGAUGUCUCGUGGGUUGGGCGGGUGAUGACUGCACACAAGCUGCCUCGACCUCUGUGGCUGUGAUACCUCUAGCAGCAGGUUUAGUUGCCAUAGUACCGAUAGCCAUGCUGAUUGUUCUCAUCAUCGUCCGAAUCAGAAAAAGUAGGAAACGUACAGCAGAGGAGUCUGCACAGCAAACCGUACACAACUCUGAAGUGAGACCAUCAAGUGGGGCUGACUUGCACUAUUCACAACUGUGUCAACCUGAAUUCAAACACGAGUCAACGCAGGAGAGUGUUUAUGAGCGGCUUGGAGAUGAGGGCGAACAUGGAUCAGUUCCAGGCCUAACAUAUGUGAAUUUGGAAGGAGUAAAUCACAAAUCGGGUGGACGCACGAUUACAGAAACUUCUGUGUAUGAGACUAUUUCCAAAGAGGAGGGCAACACUGACCCUAUUCACGGCCUGUUGAGAGAGAGUGGUCAUCCCUAUGAGAACUAUCCUACCCGCCAUAGCCCUUGCAUCGGUCGAAUGAUUCAAGUGUCAGAUCUGGAGGACUUUGUACGUCAACUGGAGGAACAUCCUAGAGAAGCAGAGGAGGAAUUUAAGAAUUUGCCAGAUGGCUUCAUGCACUGUUACAACGACUCCCAGCUACCACAAAACAAAGGGAAAAACAGAUUUAAAUCCUACUACCCAUAUGACUACAACCGGGUGGUGUUAAACGAUGGCCAGACCAGCAACUACAUCAAUGCCAGCUACAUGGACGGCUACAAGACUGAGAGGAAAUACAUCGCUGCACAAGGGCCCUACAAGCCUGAUGUUGUUGAGGAUUUCUGGAGGAUGAUCUGGCAGGAAGGAUGCACUACGAUCGUCAUGGUGACGGGACUCGAGGAAGGGGGCAAGAUGAAUUGUCUUCGUUACUGGCCGGAAAAAGACCAGGUCUCAUACGGUGACAUCACGGUAACCAUGGAGACAGAAACAUGUCUUGCAAACUACACACUCGCAAUGCUGACUGUGCAACACAAGAAGAAGACAACGAAGCGACACGUGCGUCAUUUCCAUUUUACAACCUGGCUGGAUCGUAGUGUUCCAGAUAUGUAUGCAUUCUUGGAGUUCAGGUGGAAGAUCAAGGAACUAGCUGGAAAACAAAAGCAUCCAAUCACCGUUCACUGCAGCGCCGGCAUUGGCCAGACAGGCACGUACAUCGCUAUUGAUAGUCUCGUGGAGCAGGCUACAACAGAGGGCGUUGUGGACGUUGUCAGCUUCGUCUCCAACUCGAGAAGUCAGAGGAAAGGCAUGAUACAAUCAAAAGAUCAGUACCUGUUCGUGUACCAGGCGGUGGCGAGGGCGGCGGCAGACGGAGACAUGACUCUGGACUCCCGUACGCUGAAGGGAGUGGAUCUUGGCCCCCUUGCUAACCUCACGAUGGGAAACAAGACUGUGCAACAACAUCUUGAGGUGCUUCAGUGUACUCCUGCCCAAAAUACUGAGAUUGACAUCAUUGUUUCAAUGCCUUCACAUGUAUCCACAAAUGGGUUCUACGUCUUGACGUCACUUCCGGACAAAGAGGAAGUUUGGAAUCAAAUUUACAAGACUAGGUCUCGCAGUCUGGUCACGUGGGCACAGGACAAUCAGACAUACCUUCCAUCAACAGAAUCCUCUGUCACAACAUCAAGACUCACAGCAAGCAUGCGCAGUCGCACUAUCAUAAUGGAUGACGUAAACGUCGACACCAUUGAUCUCGUUUCAAAAGAGGACAAUGCAACUUUCACUGUUCAGCAUCACCACUUGACAGGAAGUGUUCGAGAUCACAGUGGGAUGGCUUUGAUCGACUCCUUGCUUGCACUACAUCGACAUCCUUGUACAAUCGUUUCACGCUCCAUGACCGAGACAAGGCUUCUGGUGCUGCUUCUCAACAUCGCCAGCAGAAUUCAGGACGACGGGAAGGUAGACAUCAUCACCAAUAUGCGACGUCUUUACACGCGUCUCGGGGGACGUCCCUUCACUCUGACUGAUGUCUGUUUCUGCCUUGAAUUUUCAAAACAACGCCUUGGGUCUCUUUGAAUCCUUACUGACGCUUCCAUACGUAGCUGUAACCGGAACUUUUUCUGAAAACUUGUUUAUUUUUUUAUCAGUUACUUUAACUACAUUUACUUUCUAACAUGGUUGGAAAGAGAAACAACCCAUGCCCUAGCUGUACAUGCACACACAAUAGGUCAGAUAAAAUAGCUCCAUUUUACACAGACCUAUUCACAUUUAGCUAUGUUUCCUAUUGCGUCCACUCAUUUAGAUAUAGGCAACACAGAUAUACCAUGCAUGCGUGUAUAUAGAAGGUUGUAAUACUCUCACUCCUAUUCUAAUCUCAUUUUUACGACUUGUUGGUUUCCUUAUCUUUGCAUACUAUUUUUUUUCUUGAAAAAGAAAGUUCAUUGCAAACUCAUUCGCAAAAUGAUAUACAUACAUUGUAAUAAUACCUGGCACGUGACAUAUAGGCAGGAGUUGAAAUAACCACUAGAGUCCAUUGUACGAUUCCCAUUGUAUCAUGAGCAUGUGGGUAUGAAAGUAUCAAAGAGAGAUCAUAGCAGGUGGUCGCAGAAAUUUGUCCUGUCACAAACAAAAAUUCCUGUCAACUGACCACUACUCUCUGUUGAUCGCGUAUUCGGGUAUAACCUGCCUAAGUUCCGGACACUUUUAUGAGUAAACUCACUUUUGUGGAUUAGCCUGAAUAUUCACUGAGUAUAAGAAUGAUUUUGUGUUGACAUCCAUGUUUCUUGUACUGCUCGUGCUUAUAUUGAUGCAUCGUUUUGUGCAACUAUGUUCAUUCAUAUCUUUACACCAUAUACGUUUCUGGGUGAUUCAGAAUUUUUCUGAGAGUAAAUGUGUCCUGAGUUCAAGAUACAUUCCACCAUGGCAUAUGGUCGGUUAAAAAGAGGUUUCCUUUGCGCGUAUGAAUACAUCGAUAACCUACAAUCAUAUCGAGUCAUACAAAAAUGGC